Cryptotermes secundus is the source of this 4436-nucleotide messenger RNA. Its product is annotated as protein SMG8. The record is from RefSeq and is a predicted model, not a curated record. Gene Ontology annotation, biological process: nuclear-transcribed mRNA catabolic process, nonsense-mediated decay. The transcript has 20 exons. Bases 823 to 3801 code for a protein of 992 amino acids. Lineage: Eukaryota; Metazoa; Arthropoda; Insecta; Blattodea; Kalotermitidae.
AUGAAAAUGUUUGUGUAUGAAUAUUAGUAGAAGCAGGAAGUUGAGUUUUAGGCGGAUAGGGUUGGUUAGGUAGGCCGCACACUGGCAUGCAUCAAGACAUUUAACAGUCAAGACACGAUGUCUGCGACAUGACGCAAAGAAAGGAGCACAGUUGAAACAAAUGAGGUUAUGGAAACCGCAUCACACCGGUCUGAGUCAUGAUGCUGACGAAUCAUGAACGAAGGAAGACUGCGUCUUUUUUUCUCGAGGCUUGAUCGGAUUUUAUUGGUCUUUAACGUCUUGAUGUCUUGAUGCUUGUGUUGGUCCAGCUGGUGUGCGGGUGCCCUGUUUCCUAGGUGCGAUGAGAACGAAGAGUUGCGGAAAUGCCCGUAUGACAUUCACCACGUCUCUUUGCCGGCAUGUAGACUUAAUAUUUUGAGCAAUGAGGAACGGAUUUUCGUGAAAUUUGAUAUUUGGGGGAGCGGGUUCACAAAAAUUCAACGACAAAUUCAGUAUACUAUUAAAAUCGGGGACUAAUGACACUACAUAAAUACCCAUACGCCUUUCUGUGAGCAGACAAAACGUAAUGUUUAUUAAAGCGAAAAAGUGUUUCUUUCAGAAGCUGUGGAGAAAUGUGACACAUUUCAUACCCAUUUUUUUCUGAAAGUAUUUUACUAUGCUUACGUUUUUUAUUUCUAUGUGGGAUAAAGUGAGUUCACCAUGUUCAACGCAAAAAUAACAUUAUGAGAAAAUCAGGUAUUUCGAAUAUCCUGUAGCUGAGUCUCGUGAAAAAAAAUGUUCUAAACAAGUAUAUGGUCAGAUUAAGAAGACAAUUAAAGAGAAAUGAGAAUGAGGACAAAGAAAUUCAAGUUGCCACAUAUUCCUUCUGGGAAAGAUGUAGCUGGUUUGUUGGAGCAGAAAGUUAUUGUGGUAUCCGUUUUUGGAAAGUCACCGUAUUCUGCAGGGGGUUGCAAGGCUGGUUUAAUUGAUGGAUUUCCAGGUCACCGGGUCUUUCACACAUCACUGAUAGAUGAUCCUGAUGUCGAUCAAGACCUCCUGUGUGAUAUUGAAGGAUACCAUGACCCUAAGCAGCGGGUUAUUUACCUUCACCUGCGGGGAGUGUUUGAUGUUCACACACUGGUUAAAUCUUAUGACCUUUUCUCCAAGGAGUUGGAAGAAAAAGGCUACUUGUCAGUAUGGGCAGACAUGAAGUAUCGUUAUGCUCGUGCACUUAUGUUCCUGUUCAGUGUAUCACAUAUACUAAUAAUAUCUCAUCCAACUCACAUAUUUGAUAUCAGCUAUGUGCAUCUCUUUCGAGCGCUUGAUGUCAUGAGGCAGAAAGUAUUAGGAGGAUUCAGUGAAAUCUUACGAACAAUUCCUGGUCUCUCAGAGGAAUGGAUUACUAACUGUCGGCCAUGCUCUCCUCGAGUUUUGUUCUUGUUUGAGUCUUGUCCUGCAAUAUAUCUUGAAGGUAGAGCAAAUGUCGCAAGAACAGGGUCAGGAUUUGGUGGGAAGUAUCCAUCAAUAAAGAAACUGGAACAUGCUUUGGAGGAUCAGAUAUACCAUAUCCUGCGUAAGAGCAGGGUCAUCACUAACAUCAGCUCAAAUUCCUUAUUUGCAAUUCCAGCAAAUCAGGAAUUUGUGUUUGUUCAGACAAAGGUCAAUCCAUUGAGUGACAGAAAUGCACAUAUGGUGAAUUCUCUGGUGGACUUUUGCAAGGAUCCAAACAAUGACUGCAGCAGGAAUAAGGAGGAGAUUGUUAAUACAUUUUCCACACUUCACUUGGAACCAAAUGAUCACAGCUUCAGGAGUUUCCUGCAGCAGCACAUUGACCAAGCAUUCACAAAAGGCUUUGAUGACAACGUGGGUAGACACACUGCACAUGGAUAUUUUGAGAUCCCAACAGCAGGUGUAUGGUUUGAAGUAUCAGACAAGGCUUUCAACAUGUUUUUGAGCUGUGAUCAAUCACCAGACAGCAAAAGUAAAUCACAGCUACAGCAUCAGUUCCUCAGCUCACUGCGUGGCUUGUUGGAUACUGAUGUGAGGUUCAGUGAGGGUCGCUGUGGCAAAGUUUUACCUCUGGCUAUUGCCACCUACCAGGAGAACUUGCCUCCUCAGUACACACGUGAUUACCAUGAGAGCAAGCUGGCCCAUGCAUUGUCUGUGUUUGCUGUUCAUGCGCGGGGACCACUAUUUGACCAGUAUACAGCCCAGCUGGAAAAGGAGUGUGACCGCUACUGGAAGAAUGGCCGCCAAAUGUGUGAAGUUUUGAGUCUUACUGGAAACCCUUGUACCAACCCUUUGCACCGUGGGGGUGGUGAAGGUGCAGGGGGUGGAGAACUGCAAGAAGAAGCCAAUAAGAUCCAUGAUGAUACUGACCCUCCUGAAAGCCAUGAUCGAACCCAACUACCGCUGAUGGAACAUUCAAGUGGUGUUCGUUACAUAUCUGCAUGCAACUGUGGCAGAAAGCAGGGCCCUCGAGAGGACCCAUUUACUAUGCGUGCUGCGAAUUAUGACUUCUAUCAGCUUCUGGGUGAGGAUUGUGGCUGUAAUAAUCUUGAGUCCAUUCGUUUCCCUGUGUUUCAGCCAAGUACACAAGAUUACAGAGCAGCUCAGCUCUUCUCUAACAGGACAGCCCCAGGACUGGGAUGGAAGGAUGGUGGAGCUCGAGGAAUGGAAGGGAGAGAGUUGAAUGUUGGUACGCCACAAGGAAACACACAAGGGUUCAGCUUGGUAAACAGAGAGCUUUGUACUUCUCAAACAGAAGAGAUUCAUGAUGACACAUUAGAGAUAGCUGAAGAUGAACCAGAAUCGAGAUGCAAAGCUGGAUUUGUGUCAGGCCAAUCUGUGGGCAGUGAUAUAAUACCAGAAGAGACUGUGAGUCGCUUGAGUCCCAAUCCUCCACGAGCUGACCACAGCCUGCCUGACACUGGUCAUGAGAUUAUCAUACAAGUUUCAGAUGCUGAAACUGACUCCAGUAAAGAUAAAUCUUUAGUUCGACAGCCAAGCACUACAGAGUACCUUCCAGGCAUGUUACAUGCAGCAUCACCAGCUGGGUUAUUGCCACAGUUUCCGUCAUGGUCGUUAGUCUGUUUGGGACCAUCAUCACUCUACUCUCAUAACUUGGGACUCCAGGACCAGCAACAGGCUGGCUUAUUGGGCGGCUCAGCCUACCUCUUACCCUGGGAUGUUACUGUCAGGCUGGAGCAUCACAGAGAUCGAGGAAGUGGGUGGCCAACUGUUGGUGAUCAGUAUGCCUCAAGGGGAAAAAUGCAAGUAUCCAGUCAGCACUCGGGUACUGUCUUGCGUGGUCGCAAAGGAAAAGGAGGAAAUAAAGAUCUGUCCGAAUUUGUGGUGAAGAUUUUUGUGGGUGUGGAAUAUGAGUGUCCUCGAGGUCAUCGUUUCAUGUGUUCUGCUCCAGGCAAAGUCUUAAAGACAACUGGUUCUGGAUUGGUCAAGGAUAAUGGCAACAAAGUGACCAGCAAUGACAUGCCAUUGUAUUUCCCUUGUCCCUGCAGGAAUGUGAAGCCACUAGUGGCACAGCUGAUGCGUAUACAUGUAGUAACGCCAAAAGCACCAAUCCAUGUUACGCUGAAUCCCCGGGUACAGCCGGCUCCAUCACCGUGCCCAGUAUUUGUUACAGGCUGUGAGCAACCUUUGAGACUCUCACAGAGUGCAUACUGGGUUCUUCGCCUUCCAUCUGUAUAUGUGGGUGAACAUGGUCCAUAUGUAACACCCAAACAGCCAGUACCACUAAGCUAUGGUCGUCUGUUGGCAGGAGUAUAUGGCAUCACAGAAGUGCAGGUGGCAGAAGAGAAGUAAAGCCAUGUUGUUACGUGAAGAGUGCAUGAUUAAUGAUGUGUUACACUUACAGGUGGUUAGGUAAAUAAGUCCACAUGAAGAUAACUUACGUAUUAUAUACCAAGCUCUUCAUUUCAGGAUAAUGUAAUGGAGGGUGCAGAUAUAAUUGAACACUUUCAAGUGCUGAUAUGUCAGUUUCUGGAUGAGAUUAUUGUUGUAAACCAUGAGGAAGUUAUUUUUGACUCUACGAGAUUUGAGGUUUUCACAGUGGUGACUUCUGGGGUGUGACACUAUGCAGUCUUGUAGAUGUCUAUUGAUGCUCAGGAGGAACAUAACAUCUUCAUGAUUUGGUUCUUAAAUAAGUAUAGAAACAAUGUUACCUGUUCUUUUUGCAAUUUUUCCUUCAGUAUUACAAUUUUGAGAAUAAUUAAACAAAUGUGCCACCACUGUUACACAUAUGCACACAUGUCCUUACUUAUUAUAUUUCUGUUAACAUUGCAAGCAUAAUUUUUAUAUGUUGAGCUGGUCCUUGGGGCGUAUGUCAUGUGGUGAUCAGUUUUUGCAGGGCCCCAAAAUAGUCUGAAAUAAUUAAAAUAAAUCUGAUGAGUUAUGUACCACAAAGAAAUGUUUUCAUGAAAGGUUAAAGACAAGAUAUA